Molecule: messenger RNA, 2872 nt
Organism: Cynoglossus semilaevis (tongue sole)
Lineage: Eukaryota; Metazoa; Chordata; Actinopteri; Pleuronectiformes; Cynoglossidae
Gene: neurl1b
Product: neuralized E3 ubiquitin protein ligase 1B
Exons: 6
Coding region: 437-2224 (595 amino acids)
Biological process (GO): ubiquitin-dependent endocytosis
Cellular component (GO): early endosome
Molecular function (GO): ubiquitin protein ligase activity
Source: RefSeq, a predicted model, not a curated record
UUUUUUCUUAAACCACAAUUCACAUAGGCAAAAACUCCACAUCAGUUGUAGUUUAACUUAACUAUGGAGCGAAACUGCUGUUGCCUCCUCUGCAUUCAUCCUUAUCAGAGAGCUUGUUUAUUUUGCCUUUUUUGUUUCAAAGUUAAUGUUUUAACACCAGACAGACGUUUCCUCACCACAUCGGUCUGUUUGCACCCACCGUUCAAGGACAACAGAAAAAGUUACUCUGUACCCUCCCCUACACACAGACACAAGCGCGGUACAGUCUCAGGUUAGGUUUUUAUUGGACGCACAGAAAGGAUAACAAUGACCACGUGCUGCUGUUUACAGACUUUCAAAUAUCAGGCGGGAUUUUAGUGGUAUUAAAAUGCAAACCAAGUGACCAAAAGACACAAUCUGAAUUUGACAAGCUAUCUUGUUUCUCUCCUGAUCCAACAUGGGGAAUAACCAGUCGUCAGACCAGUUGAGUGGCUUCAGUUCAUGCAGUGUUCCUGUUUCCACCAAAGAAAAGAAACUUCACCGCAGCACAGAGGAUGCAACUCUGCAACCCCCCCCGGGGCACCGCCAGUACUACACCCUGCCGAGCAAUGGUGCCGGUGUGGAGAGGAGAACUUCUGCUCCUCCAGUCAGCGUCAGUGUGGAGUCACCUCGCUUCCACCCCCACGCCAAAGGCAAAAACAUCCGUCUGGAUGGGCAGCUCCGUCGCGCCACCCGCAAAAACAGUUUUUGCAACGGCAUCACAUUCAGCCACCGGCCUGUGCACCUCUAUGAGAAGGUUCGUCUUCGUCUGACCGGAGUGCACACUGGCUGGAGUGGAGCUCUGCGCUUCGGCUUCACCAGCCUGGACCCCAGUGAACUGUUGGCCACCGACAUCCCCAAGUACGCCUGUCCGGACCUGGUGACUCGGCCGGGCUACUGGGCCAAAGCUCUACCGGAGAGACUGGCGUUGAAGGACAACGUCCUGUCGUUCUGGGCCGAUCGUCACGGCAGAGUUUUCUACAGCAUCAAUGAGGGGGAGCCCAUCCUCUUCCACUGUGGGCUCAGCAUCGGCUGCCCCCUGUGGGCCAUCAUAGACAUCUACGGCAUCACUCAGGAGGUCACACUUCUGGAGAGCACCUUUGCCGAGAGCGUGGGCUCCAGCUGCCUGAGCGCGGCCCGUCUCAGCGCUUACCUGCCGCAGAGCAACCAUGACUCGGCCAACUACAACAACAACCAGCUGGAGAACAACCAGACGGCCGCCGCCAAAAUGGCCAACCUGCAGCUGAACAACUACACACACAUCAUCCCCUGCUGCUCCUCCACGUCGUCCACCUCCACACCCUCCUCAUCAACCACCAAUGGAUUCAGCAUCCCCCGGGGGGCUCGGGGCCCCCCUUCCACCCUGGACAAUGAUUUGCACUUUCACCCGGUCCGCGGGGCUGAUGUCAUACUCUCUGCCGACCGCUUGGCCGCUUGCAUCCACUUUCUGGACAGCAGUCGGACUCUGGUUUUCAGCGACCGACCCCUGCAGGUGGGAGAGACGCUGUACGUGGAGGUGGGCCACCUGGGCUUGCCCUACUUUGGGGCACUCUUGUUUGGUCUGACGUCCUGUGAUCCGGCCAAUCUCCACGCUGGGGACCUGCCGGCAGACCCUGAGGUUCUGCUGGACCGUAAAGAGUACUGGGUGGUGCACAGGGACUUCCCCAUGCCUUGUUCUGGAGACGUGCUCAGCUUCAGUCUCCUGUCCAGUGGAGAGGUUCACCAUGGUGUGAACGGAGUGGGACGCGGCCGGCUGCUCUGUGUGGACUCCUCACAGGUCCUGUGGACCUUUUUCACCUUACAUGGAGCCGUCAACAGACUCAGGAUUCUGGGAACUCUGCAGUCCAGUCCUCCCCCCAACUCACCCAGCACAUCUCAGAGCAGCAGCCCAGAGGACAGUGACUCAGACCUGGCGUUCAGUGUCAACCGAUCCUCCUCUGCAUCCGAGUCCUCGCUGGUCACUGCUCCCAGUUCCCCCCUAAGCCCACCGAACUCUCCCGGUCUCUCUGCUCCUGAGCUGCCCCCUGCUGGUAAAAAUGGAGAAUGCACCAUUUGCUUUGACCAGGAGGUGGACACUGUUAUCUACACCUGCGGACACAUGUGUCUGUGCAACGACUGCGGGCUGAAGCUGAAGCGACAGAUCAAUGCAUGCUGUCCGAUAUGCAGGAGACCCAUUAAAGAUGUGAUCAAGACGUAUCGACCGUGAAGGGUCUGGGGGUUUUUUUCGGACGCCUCUGGUGUUUCUUUCUCAGGCUUUGUUGACCACAGAGUUGAUCCUUGAUCUGAAGAUUAGCGACACCAGGAUAUAACUGUGCCCGUGUGAAAUACACACGAAGGAUAUUCCUGUCUGGAGAUUGACUCGUUCUCUUCAUACACACAACUGUGGUAAAGCACACGAGCCUCUAUAUUUUAACUGAGGACGAAGAGACGACUCACGUGCUACUGUUUUGUAUUUUCCAUCUGGUGUUGACUCCUCUGUUAUAUAUCCCUGCAGAGCAGAAAGCUCUGCUGUGAACACCCCCGACCCCCACCAUGACCCUCCCCCUCUUAAUCCUAGCUAUAUAAAUAUAUAUAUAUGUUUGUUUCCAGCAGAAUAUGCGACAUGUAGUCUUUGACUUCUAGUGCCUUAGAUGUGUCACAUUGUGUGUCGGAGUAAUUAUGCUAACGAUCCUAGCCAUAUUUCACUGUAGACCACUGAAGAGCCGGAGGUGAAAACGACAGCAUUUAUGCAAUAAAAGGUUGUUUGGCUAAGUGGAGAGAUGAAGCUAAAUGUCAGUGUGUUGUGGGGGGAACUGUAGGAGAAGUGUGUUGGAAAUGUUUGAAUAAAAAAAAAAAGAAUCUGUUUUUUGCACAU